AUGGAGAUCAAAACAACCCGUUUUAUUCUCCUCCCAGCUCUCUUGUUUAUACUAUUUCGGGUCCAGACUUUUGGGAAAACCCAUAGAGAAGCUGACUACCAUCAUCUCAAGGCUAGAUUGAACCCACAAUCCAAUGUUGAAAGAAGCAGCUACUUCCCAGCAUUUGAUGCCCCUGCUAAGCCUUCAAAUCAAAAAGGGCUGAAAGAGAAAGAUAGGGUCGAUCGAUUGCCUGGACAACCACACGUUGGAUUCAGGCAGUAUGGUGGAUAUAUCACCAUCAAUGAGACUGCUGGCCGUGCCUUUUUCUAUUAUUUUGUUGAAGCACAGGGUCGCAAGAAGCCUGAAGAUGUGCCUCUUCUCCUUUGGCUCAAUGGAGGUCCUGGUUGUUCUUCUCUUGCUUAUGGAGCCUUCCAAGAACUAGGACCAUUCAGGGUUGGCAGUGAUGGCAAGACACUGUUCAAGAACAGAUUUGCUUGGAAUUAUGUGGCUAAUGUUUUGUUCUUGGAGUCUCCUGCCGGAGUAGGAUUUUCAUAUUCUAACACAACAUCAGAUUUUGUUAGCGGCGGUGAUAGAAAAACUGCUGCAGACAAUUACAUUUUCUUACUAAAUUGGCUUGAGAGGUUUCCCGAGUACAAAAAUAGAGACUUUUACAUUUCUGGAGAGAGUUAUGCUGGUCAUUAUGUACCUCAAUUAGCACAUAACAUUGUUUACCAUAACAAGAAGGCGAACAGGACCAUCAUUAACCUCAAAGGAAUCCUGAUUGGAAAUGCAGUCAUCAAUGAUGCAACAGAUGAUCCAGGGAUGUAUGACUAUUUUGCAACACAUGCUCUCAUUUCCCCUGAAACUGUAAAAAAAAUCCACAAAUUCUGUAAUUUCUCAGCGGCCGAAUUAUCGGCUAAUUGUCAGAACAUCCUAAGUGUGGCAGAUGGAGUGUUCGACGAAGUUGACAUAUACAAUAUCUAUUACCCUCGAUGCUUUGAUGACAGUCUAACCAGUGUACCCAAGCGGUUCUCCAUACUGGAGUUUGAUGAAUGCAGUGAAUAUUAUGGCCAUUCAUACUUUAACCAUCCCAACGUUCAAGAGGCACUACAUGCAAAUGUCACGAAGAUACCAUAUGAUUGGCAGCCAUGCAGUGAUGUUCUUCAAAACUGGACAGAUUGGCAGUCAACAGUACUUCCAUUUCUUAAAGAGUUCUUGGCAAAUGGAUUAAAAGUAUGGAUAUUUAGUGGCGAUGUGGAUGGAAGGGUACCUGUGACUGGAUCACAGUACGCAAUAGAAGCAUUGAACGUUUCAAUUGUAACUCCUUGGCAGCCAUGGUAUCGUGAUUUGGAGGUAGGGGGAUAUGUGCAAGUUUAUCAAGACAACUUGACAUUUGUGACGGUGAGAGGAGCUGGUCAUCAAGUACCGAGUUAUAAACCUGAUAGGGCUCUUUCACUUAUUACACAUUUCAUUUCUGGGAUACCAUUUCCCAACCAUUAA
Coffea eugenioides is the source of this 1479-nucleotide messenger RNA. Its product is annotated as serine carboxypeptidase-like 40. Gene Ontology annotation, cellular component: vacuole. Gene Ontology annotation, molecular function: serine-type carboxypeptidase activity. The coding region runs from base 1 to 1479 and encodes 492 amino acids. Gene Ontology annotation, biological process: proteolysis. The transcript is spliced from 8 exons. The record is from RefSeq and is a predicted model, not a curated record. Lineage: Eukaryota; Viridiplantae; Streptophyta; Magnoliopsida; Gentianales; Rubiaceae.